UUGCCACCUUCAAUUGGCAACCUGAAAAGGAUUCAGACCAUUGCAAUUUACACAGCUCUUUUGUCUGGACCAAUUCCAGAAGAGAUUGGUAAUUGCAGUGAACUCCAGAACUUGUACUUGUAUCAAAAUUCAAUCUCAGGUUCGAUCCCGCGGAGUAUAGGGGAGCUUAAAAAGCUCCAGAGCUUAUUGCUAUGGCAAAAUAGCAUAGUUGGUGUGAUUCCUAAUGAGCUUGGAAAUUGCAAAGCUCUUACAGUUAUUGAUUUAUCUGAGAAUCUUUUAACAGGUAGCAUUCCUACUAGUUUUGGUGGCAUUUUAGGUCUUGAGGAGUUGCAGUUGAGUGUCAAUCAGUUAUCAGGUAUUAUACCUCCUGAAAUAUCUAAUUGUACUUCUCUGUCUCAUUUGGAAGUUGACAACAAUGAUAUUUCAGGCCAGAUUCCUAAUGAAAUAGGAAACUUAAAGAGCUUGACUUUAUUCUUUGCAUGGAAAAAUAAUUUAACAGGCAAUAUUCCUGUUUCCUUAUCUCAAUGUGAGAAUCUUCAGGCUCUAGACCUUUCUUACAACAAUCUUUUUGGUCCCAUACCAAAAGAAAUCUUUGCUUUGAAUAAUCUGACAAAACUGCUGCUUCUUUCCAAUGAUUUGUCUGGCUUUAUACCACCUGAUGUUGGUAAAUGCACAAACUUGUAUAGAUUCAGGGUGAACAACAAUAGGCUAGGGGGUACUGUUCCAUUGGAGAUAGGAAACUUAAGAAGUUUGAAUUUCCUUGACAUGAGUCACAAUCAUUUUAUGGGAGGAAUUCCUGCAUCAUUAUCUGGUUGUCAAAAUCUUGAGUUUCUUGAUCUCCAUUCAAAUGCAUUCACUGGUCCCUUGCCAGAAACCCUGCCUAAAAGCCUACAGUUUGUGGACAUUUCUGACAACAGGCUUACGGGUUCAUUAAGUCCAAGUGUUGGUUCUUUAGCUGAAUUAACAAAACUGAAUCUUGGGAAAAAUCAACUUUCUGGCAGAAUUCCAGCAGAGAUAAUUUCUUGUAGUAAGCUUCAGCUGCUAGAUCUUGGGUACAAUGGUUUCUCAGGUGAUAUACCUAAAGAGUUGGGUAAAAUACCAUCCCUGGAAAUCUCUCUCAACCUUAGUUGUAACCAAUUUACAGGCGUGAUUCCAAGUGAGUUUUCAGGUUUUACUAGACUAGGAAACCUUGAUCUCUCCCACAACAAACUCAUCGGGAAUUUAGAUGUUCUUACAAACCUUCAAAACCUUGUCUCGCUCAAUGUAUCAUUCAAUGACUUCUCCGGAAAACUGCCCAAUACCCAAUUCUUUCAUAAGCUUCCUUUGAGUGAUCUUACUGGAAACCAAGCUCUUUAUAUCUCUGGUGGGGACGUGACUCAACUGGGACCCGCUCGACGUGCCAAAUCAACCAUGAAACUUGCUAUGUCGAUCCUUGUCAGUAUUAGUGCUGUGCUAGUGCUUCUAGCCAUUUACACCUUGAUCAGGACACGAGCGGCCAAGUACAGAUCUCCAGAUGUUGAUACUUGGGAAAUGACUCUUUACCAGAAGUUGGACUUUUCAAUAGAUGACAUUUUUCAUAAUCUAACAUCAGCUAAUGUCAUUGGCACUGGAAGCUCUGGAGUUGUGUACAGGGUAAUGACCGAAAAUGGGGUUACUCUGGCAGUCAAGAAAAUGUGGUCAUCAGAGGAAUCAGGAGCGUUUAGUUCAGAAAUUCGUACUCUAGGUUCAAUCCGUCACAAGAAUAUAGUACGCCUCCUUGGUUGGGCUUCAAACCAGAACAUGAAACUACUAUUCUAUGACUACCUACCCAAUGGGAGUUUGAGCUCAUUGCUCCACGGUGUUGGCAAAGGAGCAGCAGAAUGGGAGACCAGAUUUGAUGUGGUCAUUGGAGUAGCUCAUGCACUUGCAUACUUGCAUCAUGAUUGUGUACCUCCUAUAAUGCAUGGAGAUGUCAAAGCAAUGAAUGUAUUGUUAGGCCCUAGAAUGGAGCCUUAUUUAGCCGACUUUGGGUUGGCAAGGAUUGUCAACACUGAUGUCGAUGCAGACUUGUUGAAGCAAAGCCAAAGGCCUCAUCUUGCUGGUUCUUAUGGCUAUAUGGCUCCAGAACAUGCUUCGAUGCAACGGAUCACAGAAAAGAGUGAUGUGUAUAGUUUUGGUGUGGUUCUCUUGGAGGUACUAACAGGAAGGCAUCCAUUGGACCCAACAUUGCCUGGGGGUGCACACUUAGUUCAAUGGGUGCGCGAGCACUUACAAAGCAAGCGCGAUCCAAAUGACAUUCUUGAUCCAAAGCUUAGGGGAAGGGCUGACCCUGAGAUGCAUGAAAUGCUGCAAACUUUAGCUGUUUCAUUUCUGUGCGUGAGCACGAAAGCUGAUGAUCGUCCAAUGAUGAGAGAUGUUGUAGCCAUGCUCAAGGAAAUUCGAAACGUUGAUCCUGUAGUGUCUGAAUCUGACCUGUUGAAGAAAAAUGCAAGUGUAACAGCUCUUCCAAAAUCACCUGGAACCAAGAAUGCGGAUUCCCAAUUAUCCUGUAGCUGCUCUUUUGUGUUUUCUGAUAACUCUAUCUCCAAAUAAGGCUUCAGCAUAGUGAACAAACUUGUGAAUAUGCCAUGUUUUAUAGCAGUAUGACUUAGAGCAGGUUAUAGAUUUUAAUUAUAAUCAUUUCCAUUCCUCAAUCAUGUACUCCUAGUAAGGGUGUUUUCAGUUUAGCAUUAGUAUUAUAGAGUGAAAUAUCAGUGCUCAUCAUUAUCUGAAAUUGGUUUUUUACAUA
Messenger RNA from Nicotiana tabacum (common tobacco), 2767 nucleotides. Lineage: Eukaryota; Viridiplantae; Streptophyta; Magnoliopsida; Solanales; Solanaceae. The record is from RefSeq and is a predicted model, not a curated record.